Molecule: messenger RNA, 2461 nt
Organism: Punica granatum (pomegranate)
Lineage: Eukaryota; Viridiplantae; Streptophyta; Magnoliopsida; Myrtales; Lythraceae
Source: RefSeq, a predicted model, not a curated record
GUUAAAAUUUAGUUUUCAAACUCAACGUCUCUGCCUCUUGUACUUGUACAUCACACAUAUAGGUAAGUAUACACACACUGACGUCGAUCGAUCCGAAUCAAGAAGAACAGAAAGUCAAACUCAUAAAUUAAUAUAAUGGCUACAGACUAACCUACAUAAAAACUAAACUAGCCAGAAUAGAUAUGGGACUGACAAGGGUCUAGAUUUGAAUUGUUACAGAUCUGCAGCCUGUAACAUCCCGAAUUUUCGUCGGUUAUGCACGUAAAUUUCCAUUGAUUUUAUAAUUAUUUUUUAGAGUUAUCAAUUUAUAUAAUAUUUUAUAUAUAAAAUAUAUUCAAAGCUUGCUUUCCAUGUGUCAGGCUUGAGUGCCAUGUGUUAUUUCUUCCUUCAAUCUACCAGUUGUUUCGUCCUGCACACACACAUAUAUGCAUACAUAUAUAUGUAUAUUUGUUUUUAACAUUUGAUGGCAGAGGGUAAUAAAAAAAAAAAAAGGGAAAAUGUCAAAUUUGAUCGCGAACCUUUUAACUCUUUUUCUAUCUUAGUCAUAAACAUCUUCUUUGACUGGAUUUCGUUCUCAAUCUUUUUCACGCUUUAUAAGUUCAGUACUUCCGUUCCAAAUUCCUUCCAUUUUCCCUGACUUGUAUAUUCGUCAAAUGAGAGUGUGCCACGUGCGCGACAGACCAGUGCUAUUCUAAAUCGAUUGUUAUAGAGCAAAUUAGAUUCUUUUUUUAAUCAGAUUCGUAAACCGGACUAAGAUAUUUUCGGUUCUUUUAAGAUUUCAGUCAUGGCUUCUCUUUCAUAGUCUCACGCACCGACAGAUGAAAGAGAAGCCAUGACUGAUAUUCCAAAAGAACCGAAAAUAUUUUAAUCCAAUUUACGAAUCUGAUUAAAAUAAGAAUCGAAUUUGCUCUAUAACAACCAAUUUAGAGUAGCAGUGAUUUGUCGCGCACGUGGCGCACUCUCAUUUGAUAAAUAUACAAGUCAGACAAAAUGGAUGGAAUUUUAGACGGAAUGACUGAACUCAUACCAUACGAAAAAGAUUGAGGACGAAAUUUAGCAAAAAAAAAUAUUUAUGACUAAGGUUGAGGACGAAAUUUGAUCAUUUUCCUAAAAAAAAAAAAAAGACCAGGAGGGGAACGGACCGGCUCGGGGAAGGCGGAAGAGAGAGAGAAGAACAAGGCUGAGUGGAAGAGGGGACUGCCGGAACUCUUCUUUCUUUUCCGGGCAGCCCAAGUGAUCAUGAAAACGAGAGAAAGCGUGCACAUGAAAGGCAAGGAACCAAAGUUGAAAUUUGUUUCCUUUAUGGGGGAGCUUGACGGAUGGAGGUGGGGUAUAAGGCAGAAAUGAAAAAGGAAAAAAAAAAGGGGAUCGGAGCUUGGGUUUUCUUGGGGUAGAUCGACUGAUUAAUGGAAAACGAGAGAAAAAGCAAUUUAUGGAAUAAGAGUGGAGGGAGGACAAGAACAAAGAAAUGUUGGAGGUCGGUUCUGCUUCAAAGAACUGAGUGACAGGUCGGGAGGAGUCCUUAUCUGCUAGCAGAUGGUCUAUCGCGUGAUGUGUGGAAAUCAUCGAUGUAAUCAAGCACUUCCUCAAUCUGUUCUUGAAAAUAUUGCUUAUGUUCCUAUACUUGAUGGACAAAAUUUUUCUGACUGGAAGGAGUCAGUUCUUUUCACUCUGGGGUACAUGGACCUAGACUAUGUGCUCCAUGAGGAGGAGCCACUUGCUCCCACGGAUAUAGAUAUGCUUGGGGUUAAGGAGAAGUAUGAGUGGUGGGAGAAAUUCAACCGCUUAAGCCUCGUGCUCAUGAAGUCCCGUGUGAAUAAAAGUAUACAGGGAGCUGUUGGUGAGGUGACCAAGGUUAAGGAUUUUUUGAAGGCAAUUAAGGAACAAUUUGCCAAAUCAGAUAAGACCUUGGCAAGUACCCUAAUGAAGAGACUGACUAGCAAGACCUUCGACAAUUCAAAAGCUGAGUAUGGACCUUUCAAGAUCUCCUACAACACACAUAAAGAGGAGUGGUCUAUUACAGAACUCUUGACCAUGUGUGUUCAAGAGGAGGAGAGGAUGAAGCAGGACAAGGUUAAAGUUGCCUAUCUAGCUACCCAUCCAAAGUGUAAGGGCAAGAAGGAUCAUGGGAAGAGGCAGUAUAAGGUGCCACCUAAGACGGAUGGCAGUAAUGUGAAGUGCUUCUUCUGCAAGACUGAUGGACAUGUAAAGAAAGAUUAUCAUAAAUAUAAGAAGUGGCUUGAAAAGAGAGGGCUUUCUCAACCUAAGGAAUCUGACGGAAGGUGAGAGGUUCGUCUACUUAGGGAAUAAGAGACACUCUCAAGUCGUUGGAGUUGUGACAUUUGGGAUAAUACUGUCUUCGGGAUAUGCUUUAGAUUUGAAUAAUGUCUUUUACAUUCCAGACUUUUCUAGAAAUUUGAUUUCUAUUUUCAAACUGGUUGUAUUUGACUACAUGUUUUUA